Messenger RNA from Amoebophrya sp. A120, 4127 nucleotides. The record is from the annotation of a GenBank genome assembly. Lineage: Eukaryota; Dinophyceae; Syndiniales; Amoebophryaceae.
CUCUUAGGAAGAACUACUUAGCAGUGUGUUCAACUCUUACUUUGGAUACGAUUUCUUGUCAAUAGUCUUUUUGAGGCUUUUUAUCCUUAUAUUCGUACUGGCAACUUGAACUUGGUGUUGAACAAAAGAAAUGGAAGAUUUAUCGUCUCGCUGCGGCUGCAUAUCGUCCAUCUGUUCUUUCCGGUCGUCUUUGCUUUUCGCCGUGCUCUUUUCUUCGUUGCCUACUGUGCCUGCGGGAGAAAUCUGUGCGAGUUGGACAAGCCCUGUAUUUCAGAAUUGGGAUACGUGCUGCGUCCGGGGUCUGGCAAUCCCGAGUUGUGACCCCGAAAAUUGCUGCUCAACGACGGUGGAAAGUCCGGUAAACGAUUACGAGGCGCCAGGACUACGACACGUGAAUGGGGUUGUAGGUACCUCCGCACAUGAUCAUACGACCGGAGCAGAAGAAGCAAAAAAUCUGCAUCAUGGCAGCGCUGCUGGAAGCACCAACAGCGAUGAAGAUCUACUUGCGCGACAACGAAGUGAAAGUGACAUCCCCAUCGUGCAGGAACGUUUAUGGCGCCAGACCCUCGGCAAGCCGAGUAAAGAGUUCAAGGACAUCGAGCCCCUUCUUCCCGCGAUUAUCUGGACGGUACUGGAGGGGCUCAAUAGCACUCUCUUGGCAAAUGAUCCCCCGACUCGGGAAGCAACGACAUCACGGGAAGACAGCGAAGAAAGUUCUAUUGGACCGGCUAGGCGGACAAAGAAUCCACCACCUGUAGUCCCUGUAGUGAUCGAAAUGAUUGACGUGGGGGUUUUUCAAGGUGAUGUAUCCAGUUUGUUCAUGCAGCUCUUUGACUACCUUGCGAACAGCUUUUUCGAGGGCGGAAAGAAGAUUUCGGAGGUGACUGAAACGGGAGAAGUAGGACAAGAAAUAAACUUCCUUCCCGUUCUGCAAGAGGUGGAUAAAGACACAACCGUCGUGACGUUGACACGUGCUGCAGCAAGUGGACCCCCCGUUGAGGAUGGUGGAACGUCGGACCGGGCAGAGGACGAGGUACUAGCGAAACAAUCCGGUCGUGAAAGACUAGGCCAGGAGGAGAUCAUCCCCAUGAACAAGUACAACAGAGUACCAAAGCUGCGGGUGUCUUGUUUUGAGCCGUCGGUGGUUCGUGGGAAGGGCUUACUCGCACAAUUUUAUCACAACCGCGUCGAGCAGCAGACAAACGCGACCGCAACACUCGCGAGAGCCCGAGCUAUGGCAAAUGCUCACCAGAAGUCGCAGUCCUCCGCCGGUCGCUCCCCCUGGACGCAAAAAAUUAUGGACCAGGCCUUCUACAACAACCUCAUGAGCGGCUUCCGGAGGCGCGAACUCCCGGCGUCCCUAGACCGGUUGACCGUGUUUCGCAAGGGCGUCGGUGAGCUGCAGGAACUGGGCCAAACCCUGUAUUGCGAUGGCAUGGAGGUAGGAAGCCUGGUCGCUCAUGGUCUGUGCCACGGGACCGGCGUCGGAAACGAGGAAGUGGACAUCGUGACGCUUGAUUCGGUGUUCUUCCGAGGAUGUAACAAGAGUGGUGAGCAGGAAAUAUCCCGUGAGGAUGAAGAAACGCUGCAGGAGAGCUUUGUGAUGAAGAGCCGGAAAAAAACUACAGAAUCUUCGAACCCGGUGGAUCCUCGUGGAGCUGCGGCUCCGCGGUCGUUCUCUGGAAAAAUGAAGAAUACCGUCGCGUUCCUGAAAGUAGACGCCGAGCGGAACGACUUCGCAGUUUUGCGCGGAGCAAGCGAGAUGCUGCGGGCCAAGCAGAUACAAUUCCUGGCGUUCGAAAAGUAUGGGAGCGAUCUUAUAACCCGCUCAGGUGUUUUUACAAUCUCAAACGUUCCAAUGGAGUCUGACCUUUGUGUUGCAUGACGAGCAUGACAGACUCGCAGAGCGUUACACUUGCUGCAAUACAAAUUUCGCCUGAUUGUAGUGGGGUUUGGAACUCCAGCUCCCGAGCUUGUCAUGCGCAAUCCUGUGAGAAAGAAAAAGAAUUGGCUAGAUCAUGCGCUCCUGCAUCACUGAUUUCCAUAUUUAUUAUAUGGUAGCCGAUUUGAGAUUGUAACACCUGAGCAGGUUAUAGAGCUGAACGCCGACGGUGUCGUGCAAUGGCUGUUUGAAGAACACGGCUACUUAUGUGCCCGGAUCUUGCACUCAGCGCUGCUGUUUCUAUCUGGGCCAUUCGCCGCGGAUGCUGCUGAAAGAGCAAGAUCAAGCCCGUCGCAUACAGUAAUUAGUGCUGGUCCGGAGCGCUCAAAAGCAAGUUUAUCCACAAACUCGCCCAGCAACGACGAUGCAACAAAUCCAGUGAGAGCCAAGCGACUUUCGUACCUCGAAGUGGAGUAUGCAUUGCAAAUAUGUCAUCUGCGUCUGGAAGAGCGCGAACUUCUGAUGCGCAUUUCAAAUGACACAAACCUCUGGCAUGCAUGUUGACAGCAGAAGUUGCCCACUUCUUAUCACCGAAGGCGGGGGUUUGCUUACGCGGAUUGAGGCAUUAAGAAACGAUAACGAAACCUCCUCAAAGCCUGUCAUGCUAGGGCUGGCGUGCCAGACGAGACCUGCUAGCUUGCUCGAGCACGAAGAGCAUGACAGACAUCUGUAUUCCUCCAGACCCAGACACAUUUGCUGCAUUUGAUAUGUGGGAGCGCUACGGGGAAGACAUUGCCGCGCACCUCUGGUUAUCAGCUGGAAAAAAUACGUCUAGGUCUGGAAGGCUGUAUAGUUGUCAUGCCAAAUUGAAAUUUCGAGUACUGCAAAAUAAACGCCAAAAAUUAAAAGCUCCCAACUUCUUGGCAGGCAGAAGGCGGAUUUCUCAUGCGGCAAAGGCACGAGGAAGUUCUUGCAAAAUGACCUGUCCUGCUCCUGUGUGCAUUGCGGACCUCACCAUGCGCGUGGUCCGCGAGCAGGUGCACGACAAAUCUUGCAUUCUUCCAGACCCAGACAUAUUUGCACUGGAUACUGGUUGGCAACCGGUGCAGACCACGUCGAGGGGCGAAUCAGCGUCGAGGAAGUCAUUGGGGAAGACACGCGCUCUUACAAUAUCUUGUGUUCGCACGACUUGCAGGGGCUGCAACGGGUGCAAGAUCUGUACACCAGCGACCCGCUACUGCAGCAGCAGCACACGAGGACACAACCGCAGGAGUCACUUUCUUCCUCACGCAAAAUCGCGAACUGGCUGCGGACCACCGUUCUACCGGAAACCGUCGCAAAACAGGCCGCAGCGGAGGCACCCAGUACAGCGCUCGCCACUCUUCUGCGUAUUGGGUCCCGUGCUAAUAUUCGUUCCUGGGGCGACGAAUUUCGUGCGCGGCACGCUUCUUUGCAUGGAUGGAGCGUGACCGGCGCAGUGACAAUGGUUGACACAAAAGCGUCGAAAAGUGAGGCGUCGUCUUUCGGUUCUCUUUUCGUCACUUCUGCGGCCUCACUUGGGCUUCCGCCGUUUGCUAUGGAGAGGUAUUUCCAUUUGCCUUCAGCACUGCUGGGCUGCAAUCUUACCCAGGGCGCGGAACUGCUGGACCGCCCACCCGAAGUUUACACCAGUCCUGCCUUGGGGCAUGCGCUGCUGGACUGCACCAAUGACGACGUGCUGAGGCUUGCGCGCCACUACCAUCUCCGGGCCUGGCACCUGUUUGAGGAAAACCAAAGCAGCCACGCGCUCUGGCUGGUAUGCGCAGCGGAGCGGCUUUUUUCUCGGGUCGUUCCGGGGUCACUUUCGGUGCUUGCGGAGGUACUGUCGCUGCGAUACGUGCAUGCGAAUGCGGGGAACCCCACUUCAUUCUGUGAUCGUGCGGGAACGAACCCGCCUGCUCAGAAAUACCAAACUUUUGGGUCAGUUUUUGAUCUGCGCGCCAUUUGGAAGCAUGAGUAUAGCAAAAUUACAGAGAUGUAAAUUGAAAUUUUACGUUUCGUCUUUCGCGCCAUCUUUCCAGCCGAGAGGCUAUGACUACGUUUCUCGUCGCGUUUCGAUGCAACAAGUCGUAGUUUCCUGGAUAAUUUUUCCCGUCGCAGUUGGCAGGGGGUGCAGCGAUCGACUCUCAUCUACGUGUGUUCGUCUAGUAUUACAUCUAAAUGAAGCUCUCCAGAACUCUAACUCAUUCAAUCACCAAGAUGGAUC